UGCUCCUCUACUCUGCGCUUCAUUAUGUCUAGAAUAAAACUGUGAGCGACAUGUCUCAACGAGGUAGGGCACACAAGCACAGAUAGACAGAGAUAGAGAGGGGUGUGAUGGGGAGUCCGCACCAUUCGGCUUGUUUGUGUGAAGGGGGGUGGGGUGUGUAGAGGGGAAGGGUGGGGGGAGAAACCUAGAGAAACACCAGGCCCUUGCAGCAGGUGCUUGUCUGUGCAGGUUUGAGGGCCACCUCUAGCCCGCGGGCGUUUUCCUGCGUUUUUAGCUGCUGGUGGGUGCAGGGUGGGGGUGGUGGGUUAUCUCAAUAUUUUCAAGCUAAAUGUGACGCAAAGCCCACGGGCCAGUGCAAACCACAGCUGUGAAGGAUAUGAGACAGGGUUUGCAAUGCACACAAUACAGGAGGUGUUCAGCAACAUAUGCGUGUGUUGGGAAACGUACGUUUUUUUCUAGGUUGUUCUGUGAAACAUUUAUGUAACUAGCAAUGAUAUCUUCAACCACAACCUGCAAUAUGCUGUAGCUAUGUAUGGGUGGUCUCUGUGUGGAGAGGGUGGGUCACUCUCUGUGCACCUGCCUCAAAGCAACCUCUGUCAGUGUUUCUUCAGAGUCGCCCAACAUGGCCAGAGGGACCAUGAAAAUUCAGAGAGGUUCUUAAGCUGUGAAUUUACGACGUGUGACCCCUGUAGCGUCCGGAGCACAAUGCACUGUUAAGGUUGUUUUUGAAGUUCAUUACCAGGCCAAAUGUCCCGUCUCACCUACAAUAGGUCGGUGAAGCCAUCACCCCAGCUUGCCCCCUGGCAUUUCUCCUGUCUCCCCGGACGUCAUGAGUGAAGACGAACAGGGACGAAUUCCUGGAGGCCAUGCGGGAAAUGAAACAUGUCAGAGGGAUGGAGGCAUGUGGUUCUCAGACUGGUGAGAGUGGAGACUUGGAGUGGAGCACUACCACCCAAAGCACCUCACAUUAUCAGCUGAGCAGAGAUGGCUUCCGUGAUGGGAGCGAGGCCAGGAUGCCAACAAAUUCGACCAAGAAUGAAACUGUUGGGGUGACCUCCUGGGGUGAGUUCCUGUGCAGUGUUGGGGUGACCUCCUGGGGUGAGUUCCUGUGCAGUGUUGGGGUGACCUCCUGGGAUGAGUUCCUGUGCAGUGUUGGGGUGACCUCCUGGGAUGAGUUCCUGUGCAGUGUUGGGGUGACCUCCUGGGAUGAGUUCCUGUGCAGUGUUGGGGUGACCUCCUGGGGUGAGUUCCUGUGCAGUGUUGGGGUGACCUCCUGGGAUGAGUUCCUGUGCAGUGUUGGGGUGACCUCCUGGUAUGAGUUCCUGUGCAGUGUUGGGGUGACCUCCUGGGAUGAGUUCCUGUGCAGUGUUGGGGUGACCUCCUGGGAUGAGUUCCUGUGCAGUGUUGGGGUGACCUCCUGGGAUGAGUUCCUGUGCAGUGUUGGGGUGACCUCCUGGGAUGAGUUCCUGUGCACUGCAAAUCCACUGAAACAGUAUCUGAUUUAAAUUAACUUUUGAGACAGAAACAUAAUUUUGCCAUAUUUAAGCGAGCUGAAGUCAAAUUGGCUCCCACGGAUAAUGGGGCUUAUAAUGCUCCCAUAAGCAUUAACUUAA
Molecule: messenger RNA, 1613 nt
Organism: Clupea harengus (Atlantic herring)
Lineage: Eukaryota; Metazoa; Chordata; Actinopteri; Clupeiformes; Clupeidae
Exons: 3
Coding region: 867-1505 (212 amino acids)
Source: RefSeq, a predicted model, not a curated record